UCCUGAGGGGAAUUGUGUGUCCCCUCACGUCCCCUGACCCUCAGCCCUGCGGCAGGUACUGUGAUUGGCCCCCAGCACCGCCUGGCUCCUCGGGCCUGUACGUGGGGGCUCUGAGGGGAGGCCGCUUAGAGGCGGGCAGUGUCCGGCAGCGAGCUGUGGAGGCAUCGGGCCACGCAUUAAUCCUGAUGUUACCUAUUUCACCGUUGAAUCAUUUUACGAGUAAGAAGAAGAUAAUGACACCAGAACAGAAUCCAGCAACUUCCCUCAUCAACAGGACCAUCAAGAUGAGGAAGGAGACUGAAGCCCGGAAAGUGGUCUUGGCCUGGGGACUCCUUAAUGUGUUUGUUGCUGGCAUGAUAUAUAUUGAAAUGACUGGAAAACUUAUAAGCUCGUAUUACAACAUCACAUACUGGCCACUCUGGUAUAUUGAACUUGCACUUGCAUCUCUGUUCAGCCUGAAUGCCUUAUUUGAUUUCUGGAGGUACUUCAAAUACACAGUGGCACCGACGAGCUUGGUCAUGAGUCCUGGGCAGCAGACCCUGCUGGGGUUGCAGAAUGCAGCGAUACAAACAACUCCACCACAUGAGCUGGCGGCAAAGAAAGUCCCAUCUUCGACACCUUCUCCUCCAAUCCAGGGUCAAAGCGUGCUGAGUUACAGCCCGUCCCGCUCCCCUAGUGCCAGUCCAAAGUUUACUACCAGUUGUAUCACAGGCUACAGCCCUCAGCUACAGGCUCUGUCAAGCAACAGCGCUUCUUACAGCAGUGCUGUAACCUAUUCACCAAGCAGCAGCUGCAGUAAGGUUUCCAGCUUCAGCCCCUCUCCUGGUGGAUCACCAUACCCCAUGAGUAUUGGACCAGUGGAAAGCGGUGGGCUAAGGUCUCGUUACCGCUCUUCACCCAUUCGGUAUAAUUCUCCUACUGGCAAAGAAGACUAUAUGAUAGACCUCAUGUCAUUGGACACCUUCCUUCGACGUGAAGAAGAGAAACAGCACAGAGUUCAACUGGGAAGCUCAGAUUCCAGCUCUCCUUCCAGCAGCCCAACUUUUUGGAACUACAGCCGUUCCAUGGCAGACUAUGCACAGAUGCUGAGAAAGUUCCAGUAUCAGCCGGCUUGCAGAUCCCAGGCUCCGUCAGCACACAAGGACGAAGCUGAUCUGAGCUCGAAACAGGCUGCGGAAGAGGUUUGGGCACGGGUGACGAUGAACCGACAGCUCCUUGAUCACAUGGAUUCCUGGACGGCUAAGUUCAGAAACUGGAUUAAUGAGACUAUUCUAGUGCCACUUGUCGAAGAGAUCGAGUCUGUGAGCACUCAGCUCAGAAGAAUGGGGUGUCCAGAACUGCAGAUUGGAGAAGCCAGCAUCAGCAGUCUGAAGCAGGCAGCGCUCGUUAAAGCUCCGCUCAUUCCAACCCUGAACGCUAUAAUGCAGUAUUUGGAUCUUACACCAAACCAGGAGUAUUUGGUCGAAAGGAUCAAAGAGCUUUCCCAGGGAGGAUGCAUGAGUUCCUUCCGAUGGAACAGAGGAGGAGAUUUCAAAGGCCGCAAGUGGGACACCGACUUGCCCACUGACUCCUCUAUCAUUAUGCACGUGUUCUGCACUUACCUCGACUCCAGGCUGCCGCCUCACCCCAAGUAUCCCGAUGGGAAAACCUUCACUUCCCAACACUUCGUUCAGACACCAGAUAAACCAGACAUUUCGAAUGAAAACGUGUUUUGCAUCUACCAGAGCAGCAUCAAUCCGCCUCACUACGAGCUGAUCUACCAGGGCCACGUCUACAACCUGCCCAAGGGCCGAAACAACAUGUUCCAUACCUUGCUUAUGUUUUUGUAUAUCAUAAAGACGAAAGAAUCUGGGAUGCUUGGGCGUGUAAAUCUGGGUUUAUCAGGAGUCAACAUUCUGUGGAUUUUUGGAGAAUAACACCUCCGGCGGGAAGGCAGUUGGAACAAUGCUCCUCUGGCGAGACAAACAGAGCAGCAUUGUUAAGUUGUUGACUUAAAGACGGACUUAACUACGGAAGGGGACAAUGAAAGCUCUGCUUUGUGGGCAGAGGGGAAGUGUUUGUGUGGGUUUUGUGACGAUACUAUUUAGCAGCAUUUCAACAAGUGAAAUGUUUUUAACACCAGGCAAAUUUUCUCUUUCCGGCUCCUCACCUGAACGAAUCCUGUUUUUUAAAAAGCCUUUUGCUGGUUCUCCUCCACGUAUCCGUCCACGUCUUCAACGCUUAACUGAGCUUCACUGAUCUCGGGACUAAAGUCCAGCUGCUCCGAGGGCUGGAAGGGCCCUCCCGAGGUUGCGCACGCCCGCGAGCGAGCUCACGUGAAAGGAUACGGCAAUUCGGCCAACUUCAGGAUCCAAGACAUUCCAGAUAGGCACGAGAAAAGCCAAGUCACAAAGUUUAGCCUCGUUUUGCUUCAUUUUAUUACAUCUGAGAAAAAAAACGUUGUGGUUUUUUUUUUUUUAAUUCCUGCUUAUGGGUGUCAUUGGGUUUUCAGACCCCACGAGAUGUGUUGGGGGUCUGCGCCGCAAGUGUGAAGGAAAAGAGAAAACUGUGUCUGACUUGCUGGUUUCAGUAAAUAUGGUUUUUAUUUUUAUUUUUAUUUCUAUUUUUUUUUAACAAAAUAAGCACACCACCCAGCUUCAGCAGUCUUGCGAGCUGUGAAAUGCUGGUUGCCUCCAGUACAACUGCAGCUUCUUAAUUUACUUCUGCUGCUCCCAUCAGCUUUUUUUGCUCGUAACCUUUUAUUUUGGGGGCGUUACGGAACUGGCACGUGGCUGCAGCGCCUCGGCGGGAGACCAGGCUCUAUGAACCCCCGGGCUUUUUUAAGUUCCCGCUUUUAGGGAUGUACCUUUUUUGGGGAAAAAACACUUGGAUUUGUUUCAAAGAAGGGGUUGUUCGAUAUUUGCCAAAAAACUUUGUAUAUAAGGGGCGGGGCGGGGAGAAUCUGUUGUAAAUUCUGACAAAUGAGGGUUUUAGACAUGUACGUAGUUACUGUAGUUAGGUUUUUUUUUCCAAAGGGGGGUAAAAAUCUGUAAACCCUGAGGUGCUAAAGAUCUUUGUGAGCAGAAGACGAGAGUGUCAGCGUCUUCCCCCUCGCUCUCAUCGUAAACUGCCAAAAAAACCCACGUGUACAUCUGAGACGUGAGAAUUACACCGUCUUGUUACCGGGGGUAGACAAUGCCACCUCUUUUCUUACGAUAAUCUAUUUUUGUACUGCAUUUUUUGCUGCGGGGAGGGAAAAGAGGAAUUUUCGCUGUGCUCGGGACAGGUGUCCUCACUUUUUAUCGCUUUAUGCUGGUUCUUGGUGUGAAGCGACUGUUACUGGUGACUGUCUCCCCAGGGAGGUGCAGGG
Messenger RNA from Gavia stellata (red-throated loon), 3349 nucleotides. It is a transcript of the gene TMEM209, whose product is annotated as transmembrane protein 209. Gene Ontology annotation, cellular component: membrane. NCBI's taxonomy places the organism in Eukaryota, Metazoa, Chordata, Aves, Gaviiformes, Gaviidae. The coding region runs from base 186 to 1916 and encodes 576 amino acids. The transcript is spliced from 16 exons. The record is from RefSeq and is a predicted model, not a curated record.